AUGGCCAAGGGGCAUAUACUGUUGCAUGCAAAUAUGGCAUGGGGUCAUACAAGACCGCUGUGCAACUUUGCGGCGAACGUCGUCAAGCUGCGAUCGGUUCAUGUUACCCUCUUGACGCUUCCGCCGCUUGUCGACCGGAUUGGCCAGGAACUAGCAAGGAGUUUUCCGGCGGGUGAAAAGGAAGAGUCGUUGUUGCGACUCAUCAGGGUUGUAUGUCUCCCGGUCAACAGGGAGGAUCUGCCACAUGGCGUGGACGGGCCGUUCCGCGAGACGUAUAUCAAGCUGGUCAACUCUGAGCCUAUCACUUGCUCCGUCCAGGGCAUAACCUUCGAAGCCUUGGAUCCUCCGACUGCGGCUAUCAUAGACUUCACCGCCCUGUAUGCGUUACGAGCUAUCAAGGAAAAAAAUCGGCCGAUCCCGGUCCUCGCGUGGCAAAGUCACAAUCCCGCCUACGUCGUCAAAUGCAACAUACCCGUUGAGGAAGGCGGAGAUGGCGACAUCAAGCUAGACGUCGACCGGAUCGCAGCGAAGCACGGAAAGAGCUAUUCGGAGGCUUUCGACCUGUUCUUGGAAAACCUACCUGGAAGAGCCGUGCAUGUUGCGGAUUUGCCGCCCAUGUACGAUUACGAGUUUUGGCCUCAGCUUGUAUCGCCUACCUUCAAUGGUCCUAUAGUUGAUGGCCGUCAUGCGUCCUACCAGUUCCUUCAAGAGUGCGACGGCGUCGUUCAAACCAGCGAUCCAUCCUGGAACAGGGGCGGCAUUGACGCCAUGGAAAGAUGGAUGUCAAGUUUCGUUCCGCCCCGCAAAGUGUACAGCGUAGGGCCACAGUUACCCUCGGGGCCACUAGAGUUUACCAGGAGCGGAGACCUGGCGCAAUCCACAGUCUCCUUCGCCGUCUUGAACUUCUUGGAUGGUAAAUUGCAGUCGCACGGACAGAGAUCGGUAUUAUACAUAUCGUUCGGUACCGUAUGGGGUCCUUGGUCCGGCCCGGACCUUCUAUGGGUCAUAUUGGAGGUCCUCAAGGACAGGGAUAUGCCAUUCAUCUUGGGUUGUGCUUCGCCGUUUGCUGCCAUUCCAGCGGACAUCUCCGGAUGGAUAGAGUCGUCCGGGAUCGGCAUCGUGUCGAAGUGGAGCCCGCAACAGACGGCCCUAGGACAUGAGGCAGUCGGAUGGUUCUUGACGCAUGCGGGUCAGAACAGCGCUAUGGAGAGUCUGAGGGCCGGUAUUCCCAUGAUAUGUUGGCCCUUUAUCGGGGAUCAGCCCAUCGUUUCGGCUACUCUGAGCAUCAAUCUCAACGUCGCGUAUGAAUUGACUGAGGUUCGCACCGGAAAAAGCGGCACGAGGCCUCUGCACCGAACCGGCAGGGCACCGGAAGGCUCAGCCGACGCUGUCCGGAGGGAAUUCACGACGAUUUUGGAUGCAAUGAACGGGCCGGAUGGGCAGAUCAAGAGACAGAAUGCCGAGAGGAUUAGUAAGGGCUUGCUGAAGACAUGCAUGGAAGGCGGGAGUGGCCGACGGGCGAUGAUCAACCUGCUUGACGGCUUGAGUGUGUAG
This is a messenger RNA of Punctularia strigosozonata HHB-11173 SS5, 1554 nucleotides long. RefSeq names its product UDP-Glycosyltransferase/glycogen phosphorylase. The transcript is spliced from 12 exons. Lineage: Eukaryota; Fungi; Basidiomycota; Agaricomycetes; Corticiales; Punctulariaceae. Gene Ontology annotation, molecular function: UDP-glycosyltransferase activity. The record is from RefSeq and is a predicted model, not a curated record. Bases 1 to 1554 code for a protein of 517 amino acids.